Messenger RNA from Vicia faba (fava bean), 537 nucleotides. NCBI's taxonomy places the organism in Eukaryota, Viridiplantae, Streptophyta, Magnoliopsida, Fabales, Fabaceae. The record is from the annotation of a GenBank genome assembly.
AUGAAGACACUUGUUGUUGAACAGCAUAAGACUCAAUACUGUAGCAGUUCUAAGCCACAAGACCAUGGUAGAUUUGAGUAUUCAUCUUCCAAAGACUUUAUAGGGAUUAAUUGCAGGACUUUUGAGUCUGGUUUUGCUUUAUUACCUACUACACCUUUGAAAUCUUUUGAUGAAAGUCCUAAGAGUAGUCCAAUUCCAAUUAAUGGAAAAGGUUUUAGAAAGGAAAGAUUUUUUGAUGAAGAUUUAAGUGAUGGAACCAUUUUGUUAUCUGAGUUAUGGGCUGGACCUACAUACUCAAAUUCGCCACCGCCUAGUUCAUUGCCGAUUCCUAGAUUUUCUGUAAGGCCUAAAAGGACUGUGUCUCUUGAUCUUCCUGGUUCGUCUCGCGAGAUCGAGUUGCGUAUGAUGGCUAAGUCUGUGCCGUCUUCUCCGACUAGGGAGCGUUUGGAUUUUAUUAGGGAUGUUUUUGUUAAUGCUGAUUCUGCUACUAAGACCUUACGUCGGAUUCUGAAUCUUAACAUUGGUGAUGAUGAGUGA